This is a messenger RNA of Emericellopsis atlantica, 219 nucleotides long. RefSeq lists its product as uncharacterized. Bases 1 to 219 code for a protein of 72 amino acids. The record is from RefSeq and is a predicted model, not a curated record. NCBI's taxonomy places the organism in Eukaryota, Fungi, Ascomycota, Sordariomycetes, Hypocreales, Bionectriaceae. The transcript has 3 exons.
AUGUCUGAACCAUCCCAGAGCCCGCCCACCAACGCCCAGACCAGCACUGGCGGUCGUCGUCGUAGUUCGGGUCUCAUGCCUGCCUUUGAGGGUCUGCAGAACCAGAAGCGCAGCAGUGAGGCUAACAUUGCUCGUCGACAGUCAUUGUCCGACCAAGCGCCCAAGCCAGGUCUCUUUGGAACAUUCUUCCACAACAACUUCGGCCGUAAUGCAAAGUGA